Molecule: messenger RNA, 3030 nt
Organism: Sardina pilchardus (European sardine)
Lineage: Eukaryota; Metazoa; Chordata; Actinopteri; Clupeiformes; Clupeidae
Product: regulation of nuclear pre-mRNA domain-containing protein 1A-like
Exons: 7
Coding region: 298-1233 (311 amino acids)
Biological process (GO): mRNA 3'-end processing
Molecular function (GO): RNA polymerase II complex binding
Source: RefSeq, a predicted model, not a curated record
GUUGUCGAUCGUCUGUGCCUCCAAAGUCCGCUUCCUCCAUCUCUCGCGGUUGUUGUAGCCAAUGGAAACACGGGACAUGCACACAGUGAAGAGGAAGGUUGUCAGGCCUUACUGAUCUGUAAACAAGAGGGGGAGCUGGACUGCCGAGCACUUUACCUAGCGCAGCUAACAAGCUAGAUAGCUAGCCUUUUUUUCCCGUGUUUUGUACUAAAUUUAGGUGGGAUUAGCUCCAGAACUCCACCGUAAGCAGGAAGACAAAUUCUUCCCGCAGAAGCUGUUCUGUUGCACGCAACAAAAAUGUCGGUGUUUUCAGAAGCGGCAUUGGAGAAGAAACUGUCCGAGCUCAGCAACUCCCAGCAAAGCGUUCAGACCCUGUCUCUAUGGUUAAUCCACCACAGAAAACACUCGAAAGCUAUCGUCAGUGUUUGGUUUAACGAGCUCAAGAAAGCCCAGAUCCCUCGUAAGCUCACCUUUAUCUAUCUGGCCAAUGACGUGAUCCAGAACAGCAAGAGGAAGGGGCCAGAGUUCACGCAGGACUUUGCUCCGGUCAUCGUAGAUGCCUUCAAGCAUGUCGCCGGUGAGGGCGAAGAGAGCUUCAAGAAGCAGUUGGCUCGGGUACUGUCUAUCUGGCAAGAGAGAGCGGUCUAUGACAACAACUUACUGGACCAGCUGUCCCAGGUCUUGUUUGGAGAGAAGAAGGCCAAGAAGCGUCCUUACGAGGAGAUCAAAGCAACAAGCGAGGAUUUCGCCAGCCCGAGUUCCCCAGCAGAGCCCCCACAGACGGGCGAGCUGAUCCGAGCGCUGCAGGAGCUGGAGAACGCCGCCUCCAGUGACUCCGCCCUGCGCCAGAGGAUCUCCUCUCUGCCGGCCGAGGUGCAGGACACCUCGCUACUGCACCGCAUUACAGAUAAGGAGUCUGGCGAGCGGCUGGCGCGGGCAGUGGAGGAGGCCUGCAUGCUGCUGGCGGACUACAGCGGGCGCCUGGCGGCCGAGAUCGACGACCGGCGGCAGCUGACCCGCACGCUGGCCGUCUACCUGCAGAGCCAGAAGGAGGGCCUGUCCCACAACGAACAGAAACUAGAAGAAUAUAAGCGGAAGCUGGCGCGGGUAUCUCAGGUUCGGAAGGAGCUUCGCUCACGUCUCAACAGCCUGCCCGACCUGUCGCUUCUUCCCAGUGUAACGGGAACACCUGUCCAGCUGCCGGCCGCCGACCUGUACGACCCCGCUAACUGACCUUUCCCCUCCGACCCCCGGCUUGUUACAUGCCACAGCCAUCCUGAUGGACAGUUUUUUGCCCAGAUGCCAUCCUCCACUCGUCCUUGGCCCCCCUUCCUCCUCCUCCUCUUCCUCCCCCUCUUCCUCCCCUGUGUGGUGCAGCUAACUCCCAUCUCCGUCUUGUGCUCUCCCUCCCUCUGACACACUCUCUCUCCAUCUCUCAUGCACUUCUUCAUGAGUCUCUCUCUCUCUCUCUUUCACUCCCUCUUUCUCCCCUCCACUGCUCUCCCUCCCUCCCUCUCUCUUUCUCAUGCCUUACACAUGAGAGGACCCUGCCUCCCUCCUUGUGUCGCAGUAGCCAGCUAAAGGAUCGGCUGCUGUGUCCCGCUAAGUUGCCUCAGUAGUGCACUAGUUCUCGGGCGCUUGUUCACAGAACGGAGAGGCUAUCGGAGACGGACACGGAAGAUGAGCGUAUACUCCCAACUCACUCCAAAGCAGACAGCUGGUCUCACCCCCCCGGUGAAAUCCACUGACAAACCCCCUCGUCCAGUCAUCGAGCCUGCUUUACUUCAGAAGGAUGUGGGCACGGAAAUCUCUCUCGGGAGUUAUUUUUGUAUUUAAAUAGGGUUUGGAAUGUUCUAGAUUGGAAGAGUGAGAGAGAGAGAGAGUAGUGGUAUCCAAACAUGCUCAGUCCAUACAACAGCCGGUGUGGUGCAGACAGCAGUAUUUUAAUUGCGCCGCUUUGUUUUUGGUGGGAGGGCCGAUAAUGUUACCCGGUAACAAUUUUUAAUUUUAAUCGUUUUUCUAACAGUCAUAGGAUAUUCGAGGUGUUCCUGGUUGUGAAGCAUUGAUACCCUCUGCUUAGUUUGCUUCAAAUCAUGUUGAAAAAAAAGUAAAGCAGCCCAGUAGGUGAAUUGUUUAGUUUGUGGGAAACAUUGUCUUGCCUCUGCCACAUCUGAGUUUGACAGCCAGUACUGAUCAUUGUGUAUUCCUCAUUCCAAAGGGCACCUGUAGGUUCUAGGCUACAUUUGUCAUUUGUCUGUACAGUAGCUGUGCAAACAAUGGUGUGUGUGUGUGCGUGUGUGUGCUUGCGUGUGUUUGUUUGUGUGUGCGUGUGUCCAUCGUGUUGGCCGGUGUGGGCAGUUGAUGGAGGAGUUUGACAUGUUCCUGUUGUACUGUGUGUGUCCAGUCGUGGGUCACUGUGGGUCUGUAGAGCUCUGUUGCGUUCCCAAUGAGCUGAGCAGCGAAAGCCUCCCAGACGUCUUGUUUUUUUUAACUUAUUCAUGCCGUUUACAGCGUACUCCCUCUCCCACCCGCUCCUGUGUGUGUGUGUGUGUGUGUGUGUGUGUGUGUGUGUGUGUGUGUGUGUGUGUGUGUGUGUGUGUGUGUGUGUGUGUGUGUGUGUGUGUGUGUGUGUGUGUGUGUGUGUGUGUGGUCAGUGGGACGAGCCAAAAUAAGGUGGUGGCUGUGCUGGGGCAAAUCCACCAGGACCGGUCAUCUUUAUUUGGUCCCGUGUGUGUGUGUGUGUGUGUGUGUGUGUGUGUGCCUCUGAGUGUGUGUGUUUAGUUUUACCAUAGUAUCUUCACUGGCGAAUCUAAAAUGCAAUACUUCAUUAUCCAAAAGGAAAGAGAGUAGUCUCUAUCUAUACCUUGGUAUCUUGGUAUACAGCCUUCACUUCAGGCACAGUUAAAAUGCACAUAUGUAAAGUGACAGUCUGUGAUUUCUUACAGUCUGGUUCUGUUCUGCUGUCUAGUAUAACAUGUAGCCACUGAGGGCUUACGUUUCCAGUGAAAAAUAAACCAAACCCAAAGAGAA